Molecule: messenger RNA, 2090 nt
Organism: Octopus sinensis (East Asian common octopus)
Lineage: Eukaryota; Metazoa; Mollusca; Cephalopoda; Octopoda; Octopodidae
Product: monocarboxylate transporter 4-like
Exons: 6
Coding region: 145-1419 (424 amino acids)
Biological process (GO): transmembrane transport; monocarboxylic acid transport
Molecular function (GO): monocarboxylic acid transmembrane transporter activity
Source: RefSeq, a predicted model, not a curated record
UCAUGGUCAUUUGUUCACAAUUACACUCGACAUACAUGAACACACACACACACACACAACAUAUAUAUUUGUAAAGAUAGAUAGAUGUAGACAGACAUAUGUUUGUCAUAUAUGUAUUAGAAGCAGUCCUAAUAUAAUUUCAUCAUGGAAACAAUACAGGUGUCACAGCCGAAAAUUCAAAACAAAUGGCACCAAAGAGCCACCCAGGGCACGCUUGUAUUCUGUGGCAUGUACAUCGCCGCCUGCAGUGUCGGUUACACAAAUUCAUUUGGGGUUCUUUACGCCGAGAUCGACUCAUAUUUCAAAGCAGCAAAAGAAGUAUCCGCUCUUGCACCAGGCUUAUGUACAGCAUUAUCUGAAGGAGCAGGAAUUUUGUGCACCGCCAUGGUCAACAAGAUUGGAACACGCUACACAAUAAUGAUUGGUGGACUCCUUGAAAUGAUCGGUGUUUUCGUAUCUUCCUUUGCCAACAGUCCGUAUUUUCUUAUUGGACCUCUCGGUGUGCUCGCUGGGACCGGUGCCUGUCUAGCGUAUGUAUCAAUCUUUAUUGCGAUUGGACAACACUUCGAGAGUGUGCGCAUACCUAACGCACUGAUCAGCGUCGGAUUCACAUGUGGAAUAUUUGGUUUGUCCAAGAUAAUGCAGAUCUUGACCGAAUAUUAUACCUGGCGUGGAGGUCUAAUUAUCAUUUCAGGGCUGCUCUUCAACAACUGCAUUGCUGGUUUAUUAUUGACCAACAGCAAGCACAAGGAGAAACCGAUUCUGAAGAAGAAGAAGCUCCUUCCCGACAGAUUGUUUGACAUCUCCAUUCUCAAGAACUUCUUUUUCAUGUAUUACGUUCUUGUCACCUGUUUCGUCUACAGCAGUCUUUUGAUUUUCGUCACCUUCAUGGUUGACUACGCACGCGAGAAAGGCAUCAGCGAGGACGAUGGUGCCAACAUGCUAUUCAUGUAUGGUAUUGGAUCAAUCCCUGGGGGUUUCGUAGCGAUGGUCAUCAUGGCUUAUCGGACAGUCACGGCUUGGGAUGUCCAAGCUGUUUGCGUCGUUGUCGCCGGAGUGGCGCUGGCCUUGUUCCCUAUGUUCUCAACAUUCGAAAGUCUGUCUGCCAUAUCGGCGUUGCUUGGUAUUGCAAUUGGUAUGGUGACAGCAGUCUACACCACAGUUGCCAUGGAAACGCUGGGGACCGAGAAGUAUUCGUCUGGUUUGGGUUUCACAGGAACUGCAAUGGGUGCCAUUAUGUUUAUAGUCUCCUACACGUCAGGUACAUUAACUGAAAUGAUGGGAAGUUACAGCCCAGCUUAUCAGAUCUUCGGUUGGUUAACUAGCGCUCUUGGCGGUGGAAUGGUUAUUCUUCGAAUUUUGCAGUUGGUUAACAAGUUUCGAAAAGGAAGAGAGUUUACACCGGUAAACAAAGUCUAGAUUUAAGGUGAAGCAAAACCAAAGAAAUGACGUCGCUAUAAAUAUCCUCUCCAUGUUCUUAUUCAUUUGCUAACUCACAGACAUUGUCUAACAUCGCAUCACUACAACGAACAAUGUAAAGAGCUAUUUUCCUUUCUGAUAUAAGUCUAAAAACACUUCAUACGCACACACGCGCGCACGGACACACGCAUACACACACAAUACACAACAUAGUACACAUACACUCACAUGUUCACACAUGCAAAUUCACACUCACACACACAUUCACUCAUACACACACACACUGAGACACAAGCCCUCAGAGAAAGGGCCCCUUUGUGUUGACAAACCCUCCAAUUGUCUCACUAAUUUUAAUUAAAGAAAUUUCUCUUUGUCAUAACAGUUGCUCCAUGACAUUUCCUUUCUUUCUUUCUUUCUUUCUUAAAUAUCUUUUGAUCUUCCUUUACAAGGUGCAAAUCUCAUUUGUUCGCAUCCAUAUAACGCACUGACAAAUUUCUGAAAUACAUUUCAUUUAAUGAAAUUUCUCCACUUGGUGGCUUCUCUCCCUCUCUUUCUCUCUCUCUCUCUCUCACACUCACUCUCUGUCUCUCUCACCCCUCUCUCUCACCCCUCUCUCUCCCUCUUUCUCUUGAUAUACACACGUGUGUGUGUGUGUGUGUGUGUUUGCGUGU